AUGGCAUAUGCAAAUGCUACUAUAUUUCUUGAUCAAAAUGUUUAUCUCACUAGAAAUGAACAAGUAGAAUUUAUGAGAAAGUCAAUAGCUGAAAAUGAAUGCCUCAUACAAUCAGAAAAAGCCGUUUUGUACAAUAUUAUUGAUCUAGAAUUUGACCAGAGCAAUUUUACUAAUUGGACAUCUGGCGAUGAGACAGUCGAUAAUUUGAUUAAAAAGUGUCAAUCUUCGACAAUCAAACCAGAUUCAAUUGUUAAAAUUAGACAAGAUAUAAAUACUCCACUUUGGAUUCAAAUUUUCUAUGCUGUUAUCGGCAUAUUAGAAUUUAUUUCAACUUCAUAUAUUUUGGGAAUAAAGUUAUUUGGCACUAAGUGUAUGUGGUUCUUUCAGUUUUUUCUUACUUUAGCUCCUUUCUGGAUUAUGCUUGUCCCACAAGUUAGUUUAAUUAUAAUCUUUUGGGAAACAAUUUCCACAACAAUUCAUUAUCCUACUAUAAUUUUAGGGUUUUUGAUUGAAUUAUUAAUUAUAAAACUUUUAUAUAAGAAAAUUUCCCUUACGUAUUCUAUAAAUUUUGUUAUGUCUAUAAAUCAAGCUGUUGUACUUAUUACGAUAUACUGUAAUAAUACUUAUUUAACGAAAGCCCUUUUAGCUCUUACAACCUUAGUGGUGACCCGCAUAUUAGAUUACUUUAGUACUGAAAUUACUAAAAAGAGUCAUUUUCAUCCAUUUGGUUGCUUUUUGAAAGAGGUUUAUAAUGCGUUUGACUUAGUUAAUAGUGAAAAAUGUCCAAAGAUAAAGAGAUUUAUUGAAUCUAAUAUGAAAGAUUUUGCAGUUAAUGAAUCUAUAGAUGAAAAUUCUAAAGGAGAUGAUGAUGGAAAACCUAAAGAUGAUGAAAAAUCUAAAGGUGAUGAAAAUUUUAAAAGGGAUAGUAAAUCCAAAGAAGAGAUAGAUAACGAAAUUGUGUAG
Scutellospora calospora is the source of this 963-nucleotide messenger RNA. NCBI's taxonomy places the organism in Eukaryota, Fungi, Glomeromycota, Glomeromycetes, Diversisporales, Gigasporaceae. The record is from the annotation of a GenBank genome assembly.